This is a messenger RNA of Hydractinia symbiolongicarpus, 7128 nucleotides long. RefSeq lists its product as uncharacterized. The record is from RefSeq and is a predicted model, not a curated record. NCBI's taxonomy places the organism in Eukaryota, Metazoa, Cnidaria, Hydrozoa, Anthoathecata, Hydractiniidae. The transcript is spliced from 34 exons. The coding region runs from base 139 to 6576 and encodes 2145 amino acids. Gene Ontology annotation, molecular function: protein binding.
AUGAAGACAUUUAAACUCAAUAAAAAAUUGGGUUUUUUCUUGCUUUUGUUAAACCUGAUAACCAUUGUAGCAAAAGGUGAACUUCUGUUAUUUAUCUUACCAACUAGAAACUUACCAUGUUGAUAUCGUCUCCUUGACAUGCAUGUAAUACAAUUUUUUUUAGGUUCUGUACAAGAGUAUGGUUGGCAUUUAAUUGAGGAGAAUUGGUACUUCUAUGUCGAAUCACCACUUUCCUGGAGCAAUGCCUCUUCUUUGUGCGCACUGCUAAAUUCUCAACUGGUAGUGUAUGAGACAGUGAAUGAAAAGGAUACAGUGGUUGAGAAAUUUGUUGACAAAACAGAUUUUUGGGUUGGUGUAGAUGGUAAUUGGCAGUGGCUUGAUAGAAUUUUUGUUGAUGGACCUACUUUAAAUAGUGAUUUCAUGCAAUGUGGAUAUAUGUCUAUCACAAGAAAAGCUACAUAUGCCGAAUCUUGCUUUACGGAGAAGAAUUUCAUGUGUAAAAAAAAAUCAGAUACCCUUUACGUUGAUGUUAUGGAGAAAGCAAAUUGGCAGAUUAGGGGAGGUUUAAAAUACAAAGCCAUACCCUAUCCAAUGACAUGGACAUACAGCAGGGUUAUUUGUGGUGCAAUGGGUGCAGAUCUUUCGGUGAUCAGGUCUCCGUGUGAAAAUAACUUCAUUAAUUCACUACUCAAAUUUCAAGAAGCAUGGAUUGGACUUCAUCGCUCUGUAAUUAAUAAUCACACUUUAAAGCAGGUUGAUGGUGAAAGAUCUAGAAAUUUUAGUAAUUAUCUCAGUACGGUUGACCAAACACAAAGGGAUAACAAGACCAACUAUAUUUCUUACAUGGGUGCCAAUGGCAAGUGGUUGGAAGAAAAAAUAAACAGCGAUAAUGCAAAUUUAAUUAAAAAACCUUUUGUUUGUCAAAAUGUAGCUGAACUUUUUUUGGAGCUACCAGGUGCAUCGUGGAGUGCAAGUAAUAGAAUAUGCUCUAAUAGAGGCAUGCAACUCCUUACUAUAAAAAGCAAGGAAAAAGCCAAAUACAUUGAGGAAAUGUAUGCUCCAAAGACAUUUUGGCUAGGGUUACAAUAUUCACUAAAUGCAGAAAAUUACCAAUGGCUUGACGGAACUGAUCUUUCAUCAACAUAUUCUGGUCUUAAGGAAAUUAAAAUUAAACAAUGUGUUCAACUAAAAAAUUCAGAUAAAUGGGAGGAAAGUAAAUGUGAUGCAAUUGCUGAUGUGAAUCUGUGUGAAUUCACUCCAGAUCCAUGGAAAGACGAUCCUUCAAACACAGGUGGUAAUUGUGAAUUGGUGAUGAGUCAUCGAUGCUUUAUGAAAAUUAAUUCAAGUAUGUCAUGGGAUAAUGCAAAAAGUACCUGUCAGAAAAGGGAUUCACAUUUAGCUUCUAUUUUAAGUGAAGAAGAGAAUAAUGCAAUUUACGUAAUGUAUGGUAGAACAGAUUACUGGCUGGGUGGAAUUUACAGUUCAAAACAUUCUGAAUAUAUCUGGGUGGACGGAAAUGAUUUUAUUUACAAGAACUAUCACACAGAAGCAUUUACAGAAUGUGUCUACAUGCAUAAAGACAAAUGGGAGACAGGCGAUUGUUUAAGGCUGAUGCCCUUUCUUUGUGUCAAAUCGUUGCGAGAUGCGGGGUCUGGAGCAAUUGAAGCAUCUAAAGAAAUAUUAGAUGCAGAGGCUGCAGCACGUAUAUCAAGUCCAAAAUCACGCAUGCCAGAUGCAGAGGCUGCAGCACGUAUAUCAAGUUCAAAACCACGCAUGCCAGAUAACUGGCAAAGAUACAACCAAAUUGAGUAUUUGAUGACGGGGUCCCUUUUUUCCUUCAAAGAAGCAUCUUCAACUUGUUUAUCCAAGGGUGGUGUGCUAUUGAAUGAAACAUUCCCAUAUUACGUUAUCAAAAAUAGUGAAAUAUGGAUAGAUUUAAAAUAUAAUGGAAGUGUGUGGUUAUUAGGCAGUAAAAAUGCAUCAUUUUUUGAAGUUGCAGAACAAUUUCCUGACCCACCUAUUUCGAAUUGUAGUAGUAUCACAAGAUGUGGAAAGAAACAAGUACCAUGUGAUACUAAGCUAAAAGUCUUGUGCCAACGACCUAUUCCAACAACAACCACUACGGAAUCAACAACAACAACAACCACUAAGGAAUCAACAACCUCUUAUGAAUCAACAACCACAAAGGAAUUAACAACCACAAAGGAAUCAACAACCUCUAAUGAAUCAACAACCACUAAGGAAUUAACAACCACUAGGAAACCAAUAACAACACCAAUAACCACAGAAUCCACGACAACAUCUUCUGCUACAACAUUCUUUUUUUCAACAAAUAAUUCAAUGUUAGCAACAAAUGCAGAAGGCAGUACUGCACCAACAUCUAGUUUUUUUCCCCUACCAAGAGGUACAUCAUUUUCUAAUCAAUACAUAUCUAUGGUAAAGGACAAUAUUAGCUACCACUGUGGUGUUAAAGCAUAUGCGAAAAUGGAACCAAUUAGUUGGGAAUAUGUUAACCUUCCUAGAUUCUCAUACAGUAACAUAACCGGACACCUGCUAAUGAAUACUGAAGCUGGGGAAAAAUUAUGUUUAACCUUAAGUGGUGUAUAUGAUUGGAAGAACGAAAACAAAAUUUGGAAUGUUAUUAGCCUUGGAUCUGAGAUUGUAACAGGUUCUGCAUCAACUGGUUCAGAAUGCAUGGUUUUGAACUACAGUUUUGCAACAUUCAAUGUGGAACUUGGAACUGAAAACAUGAGAAUGUGCUUUGUCUUUGAUAACAAAAAAUUGAAACUUGGGAAAAAUUGUCUGUAUUCUUUACACCUGUCAAGUAAUCCCCCAGCGCAUUGGUCAAGGUGGUCUGAUUGGCAACCUUGCGAUGUUCUCUGUGGCAAUGGUACACAGACCCGAUUCAGACACUGUAUAAAUGAAGCUCAGGGUAGUUGUGUUGGUAAGAAGGAUGCCAUAAAAACUUGUAAAGGUUCAGGAGACUGCUCUGAACAUUAUAUUCCAUCAACAGGAAAAAGCUGUACAGAGUCAUGCCUUUUAAUAGGAAAAAGAUGUGACCACUUUCUGGUAACAGGUGAAAGCACUGUAUUGUUUGAGAGUUUUGGAUAUCAUUGUAGCAAGAAUGUUUCUCAAAGAACAUGGCAGAAUAUGUAUGCACCUUUUUAUGAUCUCGAUACCAAACAAUGUGUUGGAUAUCAGAAGAUGCCGAAAGAAAUGGAUUGUGAUGCUGUGCCACCAAGUAAAAGAUACCUACGAUUAUGCAAAUGCAUCGGAAGUGAUAGUGUCGAUACAACAACAUGGUUACCUUGGAGUGAAUGUUCACAGAGUUGUAAUGGAGUUCGAUCAAGAAAAAGAUUUUGUGCCUUGACUUCCGAGAAUCAUUGUGCAUCGAAUAGGUUUGAAACAGAAUCUUGCAAUACUGACGUUUUAUGUCCAGUGCAUGGUGGUUUCACACAGUGGACACAAUGGUCCAACUGCUACGCAUCCUGCGGUUUAGGACAUCGAGUCAGGAAUAGAAGUUGUACGCAUCCGUCCCCAAAAGAUGGCGGAUUUACCUGUGCGGGUGCAUAUACUGAGCAACAAUCUUGUGCUGCCCGAAAAUGUCCAAUAAAUGGAGAGUGGGGUAGUUGGUCUUCAUAUUCCGGUUGCACAAAACCUUGUAAUAGUGGUGUGCGUGUUAAAAGAAGAUACUGCACCAGUCCUGCACCAAUGUAUGGAGGAAAACCAUGUCAAGGAGCAUGGAAUCAUACUGUGCCUUGUAACCAAAGCCCGUGUCCUGCAACCUAUAUUAACGUGACCUGCAAAUUUGAUUUGAAGUAUACACCGGCAUUAGGAGAUAAACAAGGUUCGCAAUGGCGCGAUUUUGAGAAUGCCAUAUUAUCAGAGACUAAAUUCAUGUACGAAGAUACAUUUGGUGAUGUUGUAUCUAGUAUCAAACUUUCCGACGUUAGGCGUGGAAGUAUCCUAGCGUCUUUUUCAAUCAAUUUCCAUCAAUUCGAUUCUUACCAACUUGUAUAUCUACAAGAUAGUUUACAGAAUGAAAAGGCGAUUGGUAAGCUACCAAUUGUGGAUGGUAGUCCUUCUUCAAUUCUCACUGAUUCUGUUCCAACUGGUCCACCAUCCAACAUACAUGUUGUAUCUACUUAUCCAACAUCUUUUAAUGUAUCGUGGAGUGAAGUUGAUAUAACAUUACAAAAUGGAAACAUUCAGGGUUACCUGUUGUUUUAUCGUGAAAAGUUUAAACCUUCGGACCCGUAUGAAGUGUAUGGCUCUGUUUUAUAUUGGGCUGAAAUAACUGGAUUAAAACCUGGUACAGUGUAUGUCAUCAGAUUGUUGGCAUUUACUGCUGCAGGUAAUGGAGUGGCAUCUAAUCUGAUGGGUGUUAAAACUUUAGAAGCAGCCCCAUCUGCACCACCGACAUCUUUGACUGGUUUUGCAAUUGAUGCAACAUCAAUAUAUGUGCAAUGGUCUGGUGUUGAUAUGGAUGAUAUGAAUGGCGAUCCACUUGGAUACAAUGUGUAUUUUAAUGAUGGAUACAACACUAACAAGGCAAUUUCACCUUUCUCUCCACCGCACAUUAUAUUAAAUGGCUUACAUCCAGUCACUACAUAUGUUAUUGAUGUGUGUGCUUUUAAUGCAGUUGGAGAAGGACCAUGUGAAGCAACUGGAGUCACAUCGAAAUUGUCAGCUCCAAGGAUUCCUCCAGGCAACCUAUUCGUCUACUUUAAACUUCACGAUAGUUUAGCUGUCAAAUGGGAUCAUAUAAGCUCAGAAGUAAUUGACGCUUAUAGAAUUCAAUACUAUAUGAUAGAAAGAGGGAGGGUUGCUGUAGAGAAACCUGAUAUUAAAGAAGUAACAUUGGUACCCUCAUUUCAAACGUACAAUUUGAAGUUUUUGUCACCAAAUUCUAAAUAUGUGAUUAAAGUUUAUGGUGUGAAUGGUGCGGGAGAUGGUGUUCCUUCUCUUGUUAUUGCAGAAACUUGCAAAUGUCCAGCUACUGUCCAUAGUAACUUCUAUGUCAAUCCACCAUACACACAGCGAAGUGACAAAAACCACCUAGAUGGAGUGUUUUAUAACAUCCUUCCAGAUAUGAUCAAAGCUGCUUGUGGCAAGUGCAACCAUAGAAUGUCCAAAGAAACAGUUGUUGAUUUCAUUUAUAAUGGAAAAUUUGGUUUCUCUUUUAAACCUAAUGGGGAUCGUGUGACCGAGGAUGUAGAUGAAUUUACUGAUUUAUCAUUUCCCUUGUCAGUAAAUCCUGCGAAAAACGAUUCGCUGAAUUCCAAGUAUGUUCCACUGCUCUCCUACCCGGGUGCUGUUUUUAUUAUCAAGAACUUAGAUGCAUCAAGUCACGUAAAAAAGAUGAUUGGUGAUGUGCUGGCCACGUGGCCAAUAUUUAUGCUCAAUUUUUUCUUCACUCUUAUAUCCGGCGCCUUGGUGUGGUUUCUGGAAAUAUAUUUCAUUCAAAAACCAGAAGCCACCUUUUCACCAUCUUUAAAAAAUUUGAUUGGCUUACGCCAAGGGUGGUACUGGGCGUACAUUACACAGACAACUUUAGGGUACGGUGAUUUUGUACCAAUAGGAAAAGCGUCACGAUGUUUUGCUGUUAUUUGGAUUUUCACGAGUUUGGUGAUGUCAUCUUUACUCCUUGGAGCGUUGACGACGGCAUUUACCGCCGUUCAGACGACAAAAACAAAAUCGAUGUACGGCGUGAAGGUAGCUGCACUCUCUGGCUCUUUUGAAGAGCGGCUGGCAAUAUUAAAAAAUGGUCAAAUUGAUAAAGAAAAAACUUACACAAGUGUAUCUGAGUUGACACAAGCGUUGCACAACGACCAUGUUUUUGGUAUACUUAUCGAUGCGUACACAGCCGGGAGUAAUCGAGACAUCCUUGACGACCCGCUACUUCAUGUGGCUAAUUUGAUUAAAUAUCCGCGUUCGUUUGGUGUUGUUCUCAGUGGAGGAUUAGCGAAUGUUGACCAAGAGGUUUUAGAUUAUGUUAAGACAAACGAGGGGAAUAUUUUAGAAGUAUUGGAAAUGUUCACCCAGAAGUUAAAGCCUCAAACUGCAGCUAAAGAAGUAUCGUUAUUUGAUGCAGAAUCUACUGUGUUGAGAACAGGAAUAACCGUCCUCUCUGUUUUGUUGUGUCUGACGCUGUUGUUAGGGUUUGUGGCCUCACAGCUAUGCAAGAAGAAAAGCAGAAUAAAAGUAAAACCGGUGGAGAGAGCCACCAAGGAAGCAGAUGAAGAGGAAGCCAUAUGUGACUUACAAUGUUGUAUCAAAACGUUCUAUGAACAGUUUCAUAAGAACAUCAACACAUUAUCGUCCCGUAUUGACGCUGAACGCGUCAAAUUGUAUUUUGAUCGUGGUUCAAGUAGUUUAAGGAUACAACCACGCCAAUGUAGAACAGCAUUAAGACAUCCUAAAAGUUCUGCAAGAGGUGAUAGAGCAAGUGAAGAUGGAAGUGAUAUAGUAGCAGAGCAUCCUGAGAGCUUUGCAAGAAGUGAUACUUGUAGCGGAGAACCUGAUUCAAUACCGGACGUUGAAAGUGACGUGGACACAACGACACUAAGUGACUAAAUAAAAAGUCUUGUUAUAGUUUUAAGCGAAGUCGACUUUGGCUGUUUUGGGAACUAUUUCUAUCUCAAACUUGUGUGUUCUAGGUCAAGAAAUGUGAAGAAAAAAAGGAGAAAAUAAGCUUGAAAGUCAUACAAUAUGACCGAGAAGACGAAAAUUUCUAAAUAAAAAGGGUCUACUGCAAUCCAUUUUUAAUAUAGCACUUCUUAAAAAAAAGUAAGAAUACAUACAGCUCUCUUUAGUGGUAGAACCCAAAGUUGUAGCGGGACAAAUGUCUUCUUGAAGUACUCGUAUUUAAGGAAACUUGCUUCACUAAACCCGUUUAAUAUAGAUCUUCUUUUUUAUAUCCCCUCUGUAAAUAAACAUGCGUAGGUUGCAGUCAUUCAUAAAAAAAAUUUAUGUGAGAGCAAGAAAGAAUCUGUAAAUAUGUAUUAUGAUUUUGUUGCUGUUGUUUUUAUAUCACUUUUUUUACACAUUACCUAAAUCACAUUUAUGAAGUUUAUUUGUAAUUUUUUUUACUUCACUUAAAAAGAUUAUAUUGACACUAUUCAUAAA